Molecule: messenger RNA, 1563 nt
Organism: Prorocentrum cordatum
Lineage: Eukaryota; Dinophyceae; Prorocentrales; Prorocentraceae
Source: the annotation of a GenBank genome assembly
AUGGCUUUGCUAGGGGCGGUCGUGGGCGGCCCCGAGCGCGGCGGGCGGCAGCGCAGCAUCGGCGGCCGCUCGGUGGCCGAGGUCCGCAGGCUCGGCGAGGGCGGCUUCGCCUCGGUCUGGCUGGUGCAGGACACCGCCACUUCCGAGAGCUUCGCCCUCAAGAAGAUCUCCUGCCCAGACCGCAAGUCCUUCGAGAAGGGGCUGCGGGAGGCGGAGCUCUUGGAGUGGCUGCCACGCCACCCUAACGUCGUCGGGUUCUCCGGAAGCGGCGUCUGCGACGGGCCCUCCGCCCAGGUCAAGGAGGUGUUGCUGCUGCUCGAGCUCUGCUCGGGCGGGCACCUGCUCGACCUGCUCGAGAGCCACUCCGGGCGGCUCACCGAGGAGCAAGUCCUCGGGCCCUUCUCGGACGUCGCGGCCGGGGUCGCCUUCCUGCACGGGCGUUCGCCGCCCGUGCAGCACCGCGACCUGAAGGUCGAGAACGUGCUGCUCGGCGCGGACGGGAGGUGGAAACUCUGCGACUUCGGCUCGUGGAGCUCCGAUCACAUCGAUCCGGGCGCCUUGGACAAGAGGGGCCUGGCGGACCUGGAGGAGGAGAUCGAGAGACACACCACUCUGAUGUACCGGCCGCCAGAGAUGGUUAAUUUCUUCAAGCAGUUUGCGAUCUCUACGCAGGUGGACAUCUGGAUGCUCGGGUGCAUCUUGUUCACGCUCAUGUUCUACAGGAACCCUUUCCAGGGCGAGUCCCCUCUCGCCAUCACCAACGCCCGCUUCGAGUUCCCGCCGCCUGAGGCCGGGCGCCAGCCCUUCUCCGAGCGGCUGCACGACCUGGUCCGCUGGCUGCUGGCGCAGGACCCGGCCCACCGGCCCUCCGCCGCGGAGCUGCAGCGGCUGCUGGCGCGCUUCGCCGACGAGCGGGGCGAGCCGCUGCCGCUCCCGCGGGCCGUGCUGGAGCGGAAGGAGCAGCACCUUCGGCUGUACAACCCGCAGGCGUGCCCAGCGCCAGCUGCCAGGCCCAGCCACUUCGAGAACGGCACGGCCCUCCACACGCGCGCUGGAACGGCGUAUUACGUGGCCCCGCAGGUGCUGGCGGGCAGAUACGACCGCAUGUGCGACCUCUGGAGCGCCGGCGUCAUCAUGUACACGAUCUUGUGCGGCUACCCCCCGUUCUACGGGGACUCCGACGAGCAGGUGCGACAGCAUCGGUUGCGUCGACGGCUCCGACUGGGGCGGGGAGGGGAUCACCUGCGCCAAGGGCUGCUUCCGAGGGCGAGUCCAAGGGCCAGGUCCUCGCGUGCGUGCGGCAAGGGAAUUACACAUUCGAGCCAGAGGAUUGGCGAACCAUUUCGAGGGAUGCCAAGGACCUUGUUCGCAACCUGAUCAAGAUGAAUCCUGCCGCGACGGUGGCGGCCGCGGCGCGCCAGGCGCUGGGCCACCCGUGGCUCAAGAGCCGCGCUCCGGGCGGGGGGCGGGGCUCCUUCUCCUUUCGGGAUGCUGCUAGAUAGCUCGGCAGCGUUCGGGCGUGUGCAUGUCUUCCCUGGCGAGGGCCAUCCAGGAGCCUCUUGG